Chionomys nivalis (European snow vole) is the source of this 545-nucleotide messenger RNA. RefSeq names its product seminal vesicle secretory protein 6-like. The record is from RefSeq and is a predicted model, not a curated record. The transcript is spliced from 3 exons. The coding region runs from base 1 to 444 and encodes 147 amino acids. NCBI's taxonomy places the organism in Eukaryota, Metazoa, Chordata, Mammalia, Rodentia, Cricetidae.
AUGAAUCCCACCAGCUUCUUCCUCCUUACAUUGCUCCUGGUUCUGGUGACAGAAGCAUCUGCAAGGAGACCCCGUGAAAAGUUCUCACAAUCAUCUGAAGAAUAUUCUAGUGAAAUCUCGGAAGUAGGCGGGAGCAGUGGUGGAUCAAGUUCUGCCAAUGAGGAAUAUAGCCGGAGUGAGAGCUCAUGGAAUUCCUUUAAAUCAAAAAUUCCAAAAAGUGGCUUCAGUGAGGAAGGCUCGUGGAGUUCCUCUAAAUCAAAAAAUCCAAAGAGCAGCAUCAGUGAGGAAGGCUCAUGGAGCAGCUUUAAGUCAAAAAGUGCAAAAAGCAGUGUCGGUGAGGAAAGCUCUGAUGGUGACAGAGCCAGCGAGUCUGCAGGGGAAAUAGAGCGGUCUUACACACGGAGAAAGGAAAAGCAACGGUUUAGACAAGAAGUAGCUAAGUGAUACGACCAUGGACCAGCUGAAGAUCCGGAUCAAUACAAAGGAGUCACCUUGUCUGGAUGAAGCCUGUGAUAUCUUCAGAAUGGAGACUCCUGUGAAGUCCC